Messenger RNA from Selaginella moellendorffii, 1610 nucleotides. RefSeq names its product serine/threonine-protein kinase HT1. Bases 276 to 1538 code for a protein of 420 amino acids. NCBI's taxonomy places the organism in Eukaryota, Viridiplantae, Streptophyta, Lycopodiopsida, Selaginellales, Selaginellaceae. Gene Ontology annotation, biological process: signal transduction; protein phosphorylation. The record is from RefSeq and is a predicted model, not a curated record. Gene Ontology annotation, molecular function: ATP binding; protein kinase activity. Gene Ontology annotation, cellular component: cytoplasm. The transcript has 2 exons.
AAAGAAAUUAAGAGAGAUUUAUUUCUGAAGCACUAGAAUACAUUACAAAAUACCUUAUGCACUUCUUUCUUCAGCUCGCCCACUUGCCACGUCAGCACUCAGUUAGGGCUCAAUCAAACUAGACACCGUUAUCACCAGUGUCACUUUAGCCCAUUAUAACGUGCAAAACCCCGUUUUCGUGCAUCGGGCGCCACGUGUUGAGCUGUGGCCGGCCAGAUUACUAUACUAGGAGAGUGAUGUGGAUAAAAUAUGUGUGAAGAUUGAUUCACCGGGAUAUGGCGACUGAGGGCUUGGUCGCCGCAGGGGCUAGUGCAGCAUUGGGAGCUCUUCGAGGAGAUCUUCGAGGAACAGCCGACCUUCUGAUCAAGCUUGCUUGUGCUGCUCGCAACAGCAUAGGCAGAUGCCAGGCGAUGGCAGACAAGGUGAACAUGGUUACCACCGCCCUCGAGAGCAGAUCAUACAGCAAGACGAGUGCGGUGAGCUUCUUCUUCUCGUGCCACGCUCUCACUGUUGACGAAUUUGACGACCUCGACGCGCGCCUCAAUCGCUGCAUCAGCUGCUUGAAUCUGAACUUCCACAUCUCCUCGUAUGAUUGCAGUCAUGAGCACAAAGACGAGAUCAUAGCCCAUAUACAGGCCAACACAGCACGAACAGCACGAACUAUUGAGGAGAUAAAGCAGCUGGUCAAGGGCCAGGAGCCCGUAGAAUAUUUGACAGCCGUGCAGGGCGUUGUGACCGUGGGUGAAGCCUUGGCCGGGGACUACAUGAUAUCUGCGACGCUCACCGACAACAGCUCCUCAGUGUCACGGAAAGUCAUCCUAGUGCAGUCACACGAGACAAAGAAGGAAGUUGCGAUCCUGGAGAAACUAAGCCUUCACGAGUGCAUACUUGAGUUUCUUGGCAUCUUUCCAUAUGGUGAGUCCAAGCCUUAUCUUGUCUUUGAGAGGCCCUCCGAGGAAAUGACAACAUUGGACGAACUGAUCAAUAAGAACCCGGGGAGUUUUAUGAGUGACUGGAGAGUAAAGAGACAGAUCGCUCUGGAGCUGGCAAGAGGUAUGAGAGACUCUCAUCUGGCCGGUGUGGUCCACAAGAAUUUCCGCAGCUCCAACAUAUUUCUUAGCGGUGACCUUCAGCACGCUAAGAUCUUUGGCUUCUACCAGGGAAGGAUCAAGCUGGAGCCAAGUGCCAAGAAGUGGAUGAACGACGAGCAAGUCCGCUGGGCUGCACCUGAGCAAGUUCAGAGACACCGACCUGCCUUUGAUGAAAAGUGUGACAUCUACUCACUGGGAGUGGUGAUUUGGGAGCUCAUCACUGGGAACUUUCCUUUCGCCAAAUACACUAACUACCGAAAACUUACCAGAGAUCGGGACGAAAAUGUUGCCCUCUUGGAUGACUUCCCUGUGGAAUGCAAAGCAGGUGAACUGGGCAAGUUCAGCAGAAUCUCUGAGCUCUGUAGAGAUCCUCUGCCUGAUAACAGACCAUCUCUCGAGAACAUUAUCAAUGAUCUCCACAAGCUCCUUCCCGAAGAGAUGAUUUGAAAUUUGAAGUGCUUCAUAUUUCGGUGCAGUGUGUGAAGAAAAUUAUAAUAAAAGAGCUUAGAUCUUAGAUCA